CUUUCUGACUGGCUCAGACCACCCAGGUCUGGCCUCCGCAUCGAAUCACGGACCCCGUCCUGGCCGUGUGCUCCCUGUGCUCCUCCUCCCUUCUCCGGCCAGCCUGUCGCCAUCUCGUUGCAGCAUCGCGCACCUGACCGCGUUGCAAUUUUCCCAUCGGCCAAGCCAAGCCCCGGGUCCACUGUCCGCUGUCACCGUACCCCCUGGCCCUUCCGCCGCAAUGGCGGUCUCCAGCAAGCCCAGCUACAAAGCCAUGUCGGCCGACAAGCACGCCCGGCCUUCGACCCCUGACCGGGACUCUCGCUCCUCUUUCUCCUCCAUCCGCGAGAACGAAAGCACGCUCCGCCAAACAUUCUCCCACUCCAAGAUCUCGUCGUACUACGGGGCCGAGAGUGAAGAGGCCGUCGACGACUCGUCCUCCAAACCGACCACACCACCCAAGCAAUCGGCCCGGCCGUUCGACAUGAUCCAGACCCAGUUCCAACCUCCCGUCACCCACCCCAACAGCAAACUUCUCGGCUACUGGACCCCGGCGGAGAGCUUCAAGGGCUGGAAGGGCAUCCAGGUCAACGGGAAGCUCGCCAGCAAGAGUUUUGGCGAUCUCCAGGUCCUGCACCAUGUCUUCAGCGGCCCGGCGCCCCGCCCGGCCAAGCGCGGCCAGAACAAACCCGGCGAGGCCCCGAUCGAGAGGUUGCCCAUGGAGAUACUGACCGCCAUCAUCAACCUCCUCGUUCUCGACGUGCCUCCGAACGGCCUCACAAGGCGCAAUGUCGACUUGAUGUCAUUGCUGCAGACCUCGCGGACGCUCCACGUGGCGACGCUGAGCACGCUAUACAGCCAGAUCACGAUCCCCCACUCCCGUAUUUUCCGCAAAUUCCUCACGCACAUCGCCGCCCAUCCGAAUCUGGGCACCAUCGUGAGGCGACUCGACUUCAGCCACUUCAACCCCGCGCAGCUCUUCUCGACGGCCGCCGAGCGCUCGCAGGCGCGCAAUCUGACGUCCGAGACGCUCCUGCAGUGCCUGGAACUCACGCCGUACCUGCAGGAGUUCCUUGCGCAGGAGUACAUCGACGAGGAUCUGGAUGCCGGCGUGCUGCAGAAGCUGUUCCUGGGCCUCCCCCACCUUCGGGCGGUCGACUUUUGCGGCUGCACCUCGAGCGCGUUCAAGAACUCGUUUGCGGCCGUGAUUUCGCCCAACUGGCCUAAGGAACUGUCGGUGCGCCGCCUCUCGAUGCACAAAUGCCUGACGUUGCCGUCGUCCGUCUUCGAGGUGAUCCUGCCCCGGCUGACCCGGCUCACGCACCUCGACGUCGCCGGCACGCGCAUCACCGACGCCGCGCUGGCCUCGAUUCCGCCGACCGCCAGGAUCACGCACUUGAACCUCGCCAAGUGCACGCUGCUGUCGGCGCGGGCCGUGAUCGACUUCCUGGCCAACCACCCAGCGGCCAGGGAGCUGCAGUUCCUGAGCCUCGCGACGGACGCCCGCAGCCACCAGACCUUCAACGCAGAGAACGUCUCCGAGCUCCUCCCGGUCCUGCCCAAGACGCUCAAAUCGCUCAGCCUCAAGGGCAGCAAGAUGGACCCCUCCCACAUCGACCUGCUCCGCCCGCUGACGAAGCACCUCGAGGAGCUCGCCGUCGGCCGGUCGCUGACGCUGCGGGACGUCAACCGGCUGUUCGUGCCGGACGAGGACGCCGACGACCCGGCCAUGCAGCUCGACUGGGUGCCGCACUCGCUGCGCUACAUCGACCUGUCGGACUUCUGGGGCGCCGAUUUCGACAUGGCUUACCUGUUUGGCAGCGCCUGCGCCCUGCUCCGGCCCUUCUCCGAGCCGCUCGAGGUGGUCGAGCUCGCCGAGGACGUCUGCCGCCGCGUGGCCAAGUCGGCGCCCGCCCUGCGCCGCAUCGGCUGGCGCCUCUCCGAGUGCGACAGCCGCGGGUGGAUAGUCCGGGACGCCGCCGCCGCCGCCACGGCGUCUGCGGCGGGUGCGGGGGGCGGCAAGAACGGCUCGCCGCCGCGGCGCGACGACGGUCGCCGCAAGUGGAAGAUGGGCGCCGAGUCGUGGGGCAUGCGCAAGAUACCCGUCGCGACGGCCGAGGUCGGCGGGAUGUACGGGUCAUUCAUGUUUGGGCGGAAGCUCUGACUUGUGCUCUAUCUCUCCAGUUGCUGAUUUGCUUGCUUGCUUCUGGGUCGUUCGUUCGGGGCUGGUCGAUAAGCAUGGCACGGCGAAGUGGAUGGCGUUCGAUUUUCGCUGGGGAAAGGAGGGAUCACGGCGUUGG
Thermothielavioides terrestris NRRL 8126 is the source of this 2279-nucleotide messenger RNA. RefSeq lists its product as uncharacterized. The coding region runs from base 221 to 2143 and encodes 640 amino acids. The transcript has 2 exons. The record is from RefSeq and is a predicted model, not a curated record. Lineage: Eukaryota; Fungi; Ascomycota; Sordariomycetes; Sordariales; Chaetomiaceae.